Molecule: messenger RNA, 771 nt
Organism: Mesorhabditis spiculigera
Lineage: Eukaryota; Metazoa; Nematoda; Chromadorea; Rhabditida; Rhabditidae
Source: the annotation of a GenBank genome assembly
AUGGUCAACCUUUUUGAGCGCGAGUUCGAGGCGUGCGGCGGCGAGUUGGGGUGGUUGAAGGGCCUGGCGGCGUGCAGCCAGAAGCGGAUGCAACAUCUGGACGAGAUGAACCGAUUGCUCGCUCAUCAGCCGUGGCUUUUUGUUGCUGAAGAUAUACGACUAGUUCACGUGGCCAUCGUGAUGGCGCACACGCACGCGCUGUGCUCCUUCGCUGAAGCAUUUGGGGCGGUGCCGGUCGAGAUUUCGAGGUUCACCAACAACCUCGCCUUCACCUACGUCGACUUCUACACGUCGACCCGUAACGACACCACCAAGACGUUCAACCUACACGAGUUCUCCUGGGAUCAGCACGGAUAUAUGAUUCUCGAGGAGCAGUACCAGGAGCUGAUCGCCAAGCUGGACGACAAGUUCAACCUCACGCAGACGCUCACCUAUAAAACUAUGGGCGAGUACACCGACGUCGACACGUCCUCCUACCGUAUGGCGGUGUGGAACUACAUCCAGGCCCUCUUCGGCAUCCGCCACGACGACUACGACUACUCUGAGGUAAACACGAUGCUGUCGAAGGAGAUGAAGACGUUCAUCAAGACCGUCGCGUGCUACCCGCAUCGCGUCACGGAGGCGUUGCGCACGAGCGUGAUGACUGAUUUCAAGAACUCGGAGAAGGUGCACGUGAUGCUCAUGGUGAUGGAGGCGCGUCUCCAGUCCGAGUUGCUGUACUUCACGAGGACGCUGACCAACUACGACCGGCUGGAGCGGACCAUGCUUUGC